AUGGCUUGUGCGCAGACUGGAACCGGCGAAACCGCGGCCUUUCUUAUACCCAUUAUCAAUCUGUUGCUGAAUGAUAAUGCUGAAGCAUCGAUUGGUACGCCACACGCUUUGGUUGUGUCGCCUACACGCGAAUUUGCUAUCCAUAUAUUCAAUGAGCCACGUAAAUUUGCCUUACGUUCGUAUUUAAAUAUACGUAUCGUUUGCGGGGGUACUUCGUCCAAAUAUCAAAGUGAAAAUAUGGUCAAGGGUACAUGCCAAAUAUUAAUUUCCACUCCGGGCCGUUUAAUGGAUUUUGUGGAAAUAUGUUUUAUUGUGCCUCAUGUCGGAUGUUACCGUCAAAUUAUUGCGCCGUAA
Messenger RNA from Glossina fuscipes, 354 nucleotides. Its product is annotated as ATP-dependent RNA helicase vasa-like. The transcript has a single exon. The coding region runs from base 1 to 354 and encodes 117 amino acids. Lineage: Eukaryota; Metazoa; Arthropoda; Insecta; Diptera; Glossinidae. The record is from RefSeq and is a predicted model, not a curated record. Gene Ontology annotation, molecular function: nucleic acid binding; ATP binding.